UUCCCUCACUACUUUUUUUUAACCCUCCUUCGAUGUGCCCCGUUAUUGCCGUUUGUCUGAGGCGUUCAUUUCCGCACCUGCCACAGUAGAGACCAGGCGAAGGCGAGGUAGAGGAGGAGACAAGGACAUUGCGAGAGCCGGGAGAGGCAGACGGCAGAGAUAGCAGCGGCGACUCGUUUGAGAUCUUAAAGGACAAAAAUGCUGCUCUGGAUCAGAAUCGUAUUGGUCGGUCUCGUCUGCUUGUCCUUGGUGUCCUCUGGGAUGGGAUGCGGGCCGGGCAGGGGCUACGGCAGGAGAAGACACCCGAAGAAGCUGACACCUCUUGCGUACAAGCAGUUCAUCCCCAACGUGGCGGAGAAGACCCUCGGGGCAAGCGGCAGAUACGAAGGCAAGAUCACAAGAAACUCCGAGCGAUUUAAAGAACUGACUCCCAAUUAUAACACAGACAUCAUAUUCAAGGAUGAGGAGAACACCGGUGCUGACCGGCUAAUGACUCAGAGAUGUAAAGACAAGCUGAACUCUUUGGCCAUCUCAGUUAUGAAUCAGUGGCCCGGGGUGAAGCUGCGGGUCACUGAAGGCUGGGACGAGGACGGACACCACUUCGAGGAGUCGCUUCACUAUGAGGGCAGAGCCGUGGACAUCACCACCUCGGACAGAGACAAGAGCAAGUACGGCACCCUGUCCAGGCUGGCAGUGGAGGCCGGAUUCGACUGGGUCUACUACGAAUCCAAAGCCCACAUCCACUGCUCUGUGAAAGCAGAAAACUCAGUGGCAGCAAAGUCAGGCGGCUGCUUCCCAGGAUCCUCCACCGUCACCCUGCAGGACGGCACCCAGAAGGCGGUCAAAGACCUCCAGAAAGGAGACAGGAUCCUGGCAGCUGAUGACGAGGGAAACCCUGUUUACACUGACUUCAUCAUGUUCAUAGACCAAGACCCGUCGACCAGGAGGCUCUUCUACGUCAUCGAAGCCGACUCGGGCCACAAAAUCACCCUGACCGCCGCGCACCUCCUCUUCAUCAGUCACAACGGCACGGGAGAGGGGCGGAUGUCGGCGGCGUUCGCGAGCCAAAUCCGACCCGGACAAAAGGUGUUCGUGUUCGACGCCGAUCGGCUCGAGCCUGUGACCGUAAAACGGAUUUACACGCAAGAGCACGAGGGCUCCUUUGCGCCCGUGACCAUGCAAGGGAGCGUCGUGGUGGACCAGGUCCUUGCGUCCUGUUACGCAGUGAUCGAAGACCACGAGCUGGCGCACUGGGCCCUGGCACCUGUCAGACUCGCCCACUGGGUGUCCUCGUUGCUUUUUAGUUCCCAGCCUCGUGCCAGUGCGCAGAGCGACGGCGUGCACUGGUACUCCAAGAUCCUUUAUCAAUUAGGAACAUGGCUCUUGGACAGCCACUCGAUCCAUCCACUGGGGAUGUCAGUAUGCCCGAGUUGAAACUUCUUCUACAGGAGCAGAUUGAGACUGAAAUGUAGGACACGCGGACUAUUCAGUAGAUUAAAAAAUAAAAUAAGAAUAAUUAAAGAAAAAAAAAGGAACAGACAAGACAAAGGCCCCAGCGGAGUUGGGAUAUUUAUUUCACUGACUUUUCCAUGUGUCCCCUUUCAAAGAAUGAAUGGAGCCUUAAAAAGUUUCUCUUUGAAUAAUUUAUUCUCAUGUGAACUCGCUGCUGUCACACAAAUGGAUUCUGAAAACUGUGUGAGCGGCAAAUUGUGCAUAAUCUAUUUUUGUAUAUCUCAAAUGCAAAAAAAGGAAAAAGAAAAAAAGAAAAAAAGGUAAAAAAGAAAAAAAAUAUAUAUCGAAAAGAGAAAGAAGACCAUGUAGAAAGGAGCUAAAUCUGACAGGUUGUAAUGUUCAUAUGUGCAUAUAUGUGCAACUGACUGUUAUAUUUUGGGGAGAACAAACUUCGCGGGGUUCCAUAAAUUAUAUUUUUAUACACAGAAUUGUAAAUUAGAUUUUGACAGAUCGCUACCGAAUCACAUUUCGUUAUUUGAAAUAGUGUAAGAUAUGAGAAUAUAUUUUAAUUUAAAUACAGUA
Messenger RNA from Cheilinus undulatus (humphead wrasse), 2034 nucleotides. It is a transcript of the gene shha, whose product is annotated as sonic hedgehog signaling molecule a. The coding region runs from base 199 to 1434 and encodes 411 amino acids. Gene Ontology annotation, biological process: protein autoprocessing; cell fate specification; intein-mediated protein splicing. The transcript has 3 exons. The record is from RefSeq and is a predicted model, not a curated record. Gene Ontology annotation, molecular function: calcium ion binding; patched binding. Lineage: Eukaryota; Metazoa; Chordata; Actinopteri; Labriformes; Labridae.